Messenger RNA from Schistocerca nitens (vagrant locust), 1047 nucleotides. Its product is annotated as lipase member H-like. Gene Ontology annotation, biological process: lipid metabolic process. Gene Ontology annotation, molecular function: lipase activity. The coding region runs from base 1 to 1047 and encodes 348 amino acids. The record is from RefSeq and is a predicted model, not a curated record. NCBI's taxonomy places the organism in Eukaryota, Metazoa, Arthropoda, Insecta, Orthoptera, Acrididae. The transcript is spliced from 7 exons.
AUGUGGCAGCAGGUGAUGGCCGCCAUUGAAAAGACGCCAGUCGAGAUAGGUGGCUACAGAAGGAGCCAAUUUAGACCCUUGGAUGUUGUGGAGCUGUGUCAGCUGCUGCUCUUGACAGUAAAACAUCGUUCAGGCGACUUGGGUGUCUCAUGUUCCUUCUAUGCGGGCGUCGUGAAUGUUCUUCAGCUGCUGGAGUGGUUGGUUCUGAUGCUGAAGUGGUUGCAGCUCCUGUUGCUGGGAUUGAUGAUGAUGCUGGUGAGAGCAAAUCCAAGCGGUCCUCAAAUUUUGACAGCUGGUGGUUCUUAUGUUGGAAACUUCGUUGCCUCGAAACAAACAAAAUUUGUUACUCAUGGAUGGAUGAAUCAAGGAGAUCACAUGAGUGCAAUCCGUGAUGGGUGGCUACAAGCUGGAGAUUACAAUGUGAUUGUCGUAGACUGGUCAGUCCACGCAGGAAAUUGGAAUUAUGCUCAAGCAAAAGCUGCUGUAUCAGGAGUUGGAGAAGUUCUGGCUGCUUUCAUCAACUGGCUUGCUUCUCUUGGUGCCAGCACCAAUAACAUGCAGCUUGUAGGACACAGCCUAGGCGCUCAUGUGUGUGGUGUUGCAGGAAAUCGUGUUACUGCAGGAAGACUGAAUAGAAUUACAGGCAUGGACCCAGCAGCACCACUCUUUGGUAUAGAGUCUACUGCAGACCGUCUUGAUGCAAGUGAUGCUAGCUUUGUACAGGUAAUACACACCAGUAUUGUAUUUCCUGGCUGGAAGGAUGCUAUGGGAUCAGUUGACUUCUAUCCAAAUGGUGGAUCAUCCCAGCCUGGCUGUGGCAUUGAUGCUGGAGGUGUAUGUAGCCAUGGUCGCUCAACAGAAUUCUUUGCUGAAUCUAUAACAACAGCAACCGGUUUUAAGGCACACCAGUGUGGCAGCUGGAAUGACUACAAUAGUGGAAGUUGUGAUAGCAAUCCAACAGCUCUCAUGGGAGAGACUGUAUCAACCAGUGCUUCUGGAACAUACUAUUUGGCAACUGCAAGUUCUUCACCAUACGCUCUUGGAUAG